Molecule: messenger RNA, 3610 nt
Organism: Magallana angulata
Lineage: Eukaryota; Metazoa; Mollusca; Bivalvia; Ostreida; Ostreidae
Product: E3 SUMO-protein ligase KIAA1586-like
Exons: 3
Coding region: 920-3373 (817 amino acids)
Molecular function (GO): protein dimerization activity
Source: RefSeq, a predicted model, not a curated record
UUGAUGUAAUAUCAUUGUUACAGUCUUUGUUUAAUAAUUAACGAAAACAAAGAUUCCUGUAUGGUUCGUUUGAAUUUAUUCUGACACGGUGACUUUCAAACGUUCGUAAUGUAUAAGCCCUAACAGAUAAUAAAACAAUAAUAUAAUUUAUAUCAAAGUAUAUUGAGGUAACUCUUAUAAUAUACAUGAAUUAAAUUUCUCAAAAAUAAGUCAUAAAAAUAAAUUAAUCAAAUAAAAAAUAUUCAGAAACACUUUCUCGCCAUUCUAUGGGAAUAGGCUCAUUAUACACUUGAUGCUUGUUGAGAUAAUGAAUGCAGUGUUUUCCCUAAGAACCGGCCGCCGGCCAAAUUGACCGCUUAAAUUCAUAGAAAUGCCGGUUAAAAAUCCUUAAAUUAAAAAAAUAAAAAAGCGAAAGUUUCGUUGUGUUGAUAAAUCUAACCGUACACGAACUCGACGAAGUACGACUUGAUUAAAACGAAUGUAUCCCGAUCCCGAUUAAUAAAAGGCAUUUAUUAUGGCGGAGAAAAGGCAGCUAAAGUUGGAAGAAGUAUUUUCUGGAAAGAGGCCGAAAAAUUCUUCGGGUUAGUGAAUGAACAGUAAUGCAUUAUUUUUGUUACACAUUUACAUUAUCAGUUUGUGAAGUUGUGGCUUACAGAAUUUCAAUGACUCCGAGUCGGAUGUUCUUUCUAUAUUUGCGUGAUAUGAAUAUUUAUUUUUCCAACAAAUCGAAUUGUUUUCUCUUUUCCUGUUGUAAUUGUGAAGUAUAUUCAAGCAUUCUGUUAUAUUUCACAUCUUACGAUGUAUGGGUUGGGCUUACAGUUUGUAAUUAGCAUGCAUGUAUUGUUUAUUCUGUAAUAAUUCAGUUUGUUUUAUUUGUUGAAGUUUUCGAUUUAUUUUCAGUUGUGGAAGAUCUUGAAUUAUGGUAUUAGUUCUUGUUGGCGGAAAAUCAGAUUGUUCAACAACACCAGAGAGUGAAAGUUCUUUGUGCUCUGGAUCUUCAUAUGGAAAUCCAGCUCCUUCACUGAAUUCGACUCAACUCUGGUCAUCAGAGCAGUGUGUCAAAAAUAUUCAAGAUUUAUUUGACUCGAAUAAAACAAUUCACUCAUGUUACUUGUGCAGUAAAAAAGGUUGCACUAAUACUUGCACUAAAAGUAAAUUUCAACAUGCUUGGCUUUCGGCAAAGAAUUGGUGGCUAUUGUAUAUAGAAAAUGAAGGCAUGUACUGCAUUGUAUGUAAAAAACACAACAUGAAGCAUCCCAAUAAUCAAAGAGAAACUUUCUCUGGGACACCCAGUGUUAGGUUUAAAGUGGAUGCAUUGAACACACACAGCAAAUGCAAACUACAUAGUGCAGCAAUAGAAAGUGAAAUGCUUCAAGAAGUUUCUUAUUUUCAUCAAGAAGUGACAAAAAAGAGAGAAGUAGAAUCCAGUGUCUUACAGAUGGUGUUUUCAUCAGCAUAUUUUCUAAUGAAAGAAUUCAUUGCAAAUAAAAAACUACUUCCAUUAUUAGACUUUAUGCAAAAAACUUGUGAUGUUGAAGCGUUGAGAUAUUUUAAUCACAGAUCAGCUAGGUGUCAGAUGGAAAUAUUCAGCACCAUUGGACAGACAGUAAAGAAGGAAAUUAUUAAGAAGGCACAAAAAGCUCAAGCUUUUGGUCUAAUGACUGAUGAAGCCACAGACAUCUCUGUCACUGAAAAUCUUGUUACUUAUAUUCAAUUCUACUGCCAAGACACAGGAAAAGUAGAAACUUUUUUCCUUUCAUGUCAAGAUGUAUUAAAAAAGCACAGGAGUGCAAACUCAGAAGCUAUAACAUCUUUGAUACUCGAGGAGCUGAAGAACUGUGAGUUGGACACUAAAAAAUUGACAGGACUUGUGACAGAUGGAGCGUCAGUCAUGGUUGGCAAGAGAUCAGGUGUUGCAACACGUCUGAAAGAGGAAAACCCUUUGCUCAUCAAUAUUCACUGUAUCUGUCACCGACUUGCUUUAUCCUGUACAGACACAAAUGAAUCAAUUAAGUACAUAAAAACUGUUGAAACAAUUUUGAGACAAUUAUGGCAAUUUUUUGAGAACUCACCAAAGAGAAUGGCAGCAUACUUAAAAGUGCAAACUGAUAUGAAAAACAUAAUGUUAGGAGAGGAAGCCAAAAAGUCAGUAGGCAAGCGCUUGAAAAAAGCAUGUAGAACAAGAUGGCUUAGUUUUCAGGCGGCUGUGGAUGCCAUUGUGAGUGACUAUGAGUCUGUGCUACAAACACUUUCUCAGAUGGAUGAUGAUGCAACAGCUUGUGGUCUGUUGAAAAAGAUGAGGUCUAUCCAGUUUUUAGGUGCUCUCUACAUUUUAAAGGACAUUCUUCCUAUCCUUGCACAACUUUCCAAAUAUUUUCAGAAGGAUGUCAUCAGCUUUUCUGCAAUUAACCCUGCAGUAAAAAUGACCAAGGACAAGAUAAAAGAGAUACAAGAAACAGAGGAGCCCUUGGAAAAGUUAAAAGUCGAUGCUGACUCUUUUACAAACAUGUGUGGAGAUAUCAAGUGGAAUGUCAGAGAUUCAGAUUAUCUUCACAAACUGCUGACCAACUACACCAAUGCAUUAAUUGAAAAUAUUGAUGCCAGAUUCAAUGACAGUAUGAAACUUUUGUCUGCAUUUCAGAUAUUGGAUCCAACAUUUGUACCACUGCCAGAUGAUAUUGGUUUUAAGGAAUAUGGCAAGCAGGCCAUUCUGGUAAUUGCAAAGCAUUUCUACCCAAAAGAGGGCAAAGAUGAAGUUGAAACGGAUAAACUGAAAAUAGAAUGGGAAAAGAUGAAGUACUAUGUUGCAGAAGUUGUGUUGCCCAAUAUGCCAGAUGAAAUUAAAUCAAAUUGUACUAGUACAACUCCAACAGACUGGUUUAUUGAUCAUCUUCUAAAACCUCAAAUGAAGCAUUUUUAUCCCCAGUUAGCAUACAUUGCAGAGGUAGUGUCAGCUCUUCCUGUUAGUAAUGCAUGGCCAGAGAGAGGGGCAAGCACUCUUAAAACAAUUAAGACAAAGCAAAGGAAUCGACUCUCCCAAUCUAUGCUUGAAUGCCUCAUGCAAGUUUCAAUAAAUGGACCACCCUGUGAAGAAGCAGAAGACACAAUAAUUAAGGAAUCAGUCAAUGUUUGGUGUGCAUCCAGAAACAGAAGAAGAUUACCUAAGAAAUCCUCAAAUGAUAAUCUAGCUCAUUUGACAGAACCAAAUUCUGAAUCAGAUGUGACUUACACAUCAGAAAUUGGGGUCCAGACAAACCCAGUUAUUUUAGCAGACAAUAUCUCAGACUUAAAAAAUCAAGUGCAGUAUGCUGUAAAAAUGUUAAAUCUUGAUGCAUGUAAUUAUUCAGAUUCGAAUAGCUCAGAUGAAGAUUAAUUAUCCAUUUUAAUCCAAAUCUAAAGAAUUACAUGCAUCAAGAUUUAACAUUGAUUUUAUGAAGUGAAAUAAUAAAGAAGAAAAGUAAAUUUUCAGUGGUAAUUUAUUUUAUUUCAUUUUGUUAUGCUUGUCAUCUAGUAAAAUGUUGGAUCAAUAAGUUUCUUAUGGCAAUAGAUUACCUGCAGCUGCAUGUGCAAUUCUAAAUAAUACAUAUAGCAAUUGAACAUAUAAAAUUGA